Molecule: messenger RNA, 1824 nt
Organism: Dimorphilus gyrociliatus
Lineage: Eukaryota; Metazoa; Annelida; Polychaeta; Dinophilidae
Source: the annotation of a GenBank genome assembly
GUAUGAUAGAGCUCUCUACCCGGCUUCGCGUUUACGCUGACUGAUAGGUUUUUAUCUAGGAAAUUAUACAAAAAGGAAUUUUAAAAGUAAGUAUCAAUCUAAGCAUUCGACAUUUUAUAAAAUUACGUACAAUAUAUAAUGUAAAUACAACGAAAAGUGUGUUAAAGCAGUCAAAGGGAAUAGAAAGCUUGUACUGUAACUACACCCACGUAGUGAAUAUUGGAUUAUAUAAAUAUUCCUACGUAUUUGAAUUUGUAGAGCAAUCAAACUGCAAUUUAAUAGAAUUUAAACUAAGACAUAGAAUUUAGUGCUAAACUAGAACAAAUUCAAGGAGACUAUCGAAAGAGUAAUAAGAUAGCUUUCAGCUUUUUUUGUUAGAUCUUUAUGUCUAUCACUCAUGUACAGUAUACAGUAUUAGUUGUAUCGUUAAUAUUCUCAUUUACAUGUUGUGGUCUUUCACGACAAUAGACAUGUGAAGGUAUAUUUCAUUCUGCCUGCACUCCUUUACUAUAAAAAUCUGGCCUAAUUUAUUUCUCUAAGUGGAACAGACCGACUGUGAGAAAUUUCAUUUUCUUACUUCAGACUUGUAUAUACAUAUUAUAUAUAUAUUAAUAAAUAUAAAUACAUCAAUAUUUAAUAAUACGUUCUAUUUUAUUAAUAGUUUCAAUAUAUUAUAUCAAUUCUUUCUUUCCAACAGAUUUUAGAUUCUUCUAGACUGAUUAGAAAGAAAUGAAUAUCCUUCAAAUGCAACGCCCAACCAUUCUUAAAUUUUUUAGCCAAUCUUAUUUUAACAGAAGUCUAUCGUCUCUUUCCAACAAACUGCAAGCAGCAACUACAAAACCAAAUGUUGUUAGGACAAGCCCACAUGAAGAAAAUCCACGAAUUUUGAUUACAGGUAGCCUGGGUCAACUUGGAACUGGGUUAGCAAAAGCUCUUCGACAGAAAUAUGGAUUAGAUAACGUCAUUAUGUCAGACAUUUUAAAGCCUACAAAAGACAUCUUUGAAUCUGGGCCCUAUGUUUAUGCCGAUAUUUUAGAUUUUAAAAAUCUGCAGGAACUUAUUGUUUCGCACAGGAUUGAUUGGGUGAUUCAUUUUAGCGCUUUAUUGAGUGCGGUUGGAGAGUUCAAUAUCCCUUUGGCCAUGAGAGUUAAUAUUGAAGGAUUACAUAACGUUCUUGAACUCUCUAAACAAUAUAAGCUAAAAUUAUUCGUGCCAAGUACAAUUGGGGCAUUCGGUCCUACUUCUCCACGCAAUCCAACACCAGAUCUUACUAUUCAGAGGCCCCAAACUAUUUAUGGAGUGUCCAAAGUUCACGCAGAACUUAUGGGUGAAUACUAUAGACAUAAGUUUGGACUUGAUUUCCGCUGUCUGAGAUUCCCUGGUAUUAUUUCUUCUGACACUAAUCCUGGUGGCGGCACUACAGAUUACGCAGUCGAAAUUUUCCACGAAGCUCUUCGAGUGGGUCACUAUAAAUGUUACCUGAGACCAGAUACAAGAUUACCCAUGAUGUACAUUGAAGACUGCUUAAAAUCCAUUCUGAAAAUUUUAGAAGUUCCCAAUGAACAACUAAAACUAGGAACGUACAACGUUACAGCUAUGAGCUUUACUCCUGAAGAAUUGGCUGAAGCAAUCAGAAAGCAUAUCCCUAAUUUCGAGAUUGAAUAUGAACCAGACUCGAGGCAAACUAUUGCUGAUACGUGGCCAAUGGUGUUUGAUGACUCUAAUGCAAGAAAUCACUGGGGAUGGUCUCAUGACAACAAUUUAGACGAUUUGGUUUCCAUAAUGCUCAAUGCUCUGCAACCAAUUUACGCCAAGAAUGAAUAA